This is a messenger RNA of Anopheles gambiae (African malaria mosquito), 976 nucleotides long. RefSeq lists its product as uncharacterized. Lineage: Eukaryota; Metazoa; Arthropoda; Insecta; Diptera; Culicidae. The coding region runs from base 125 to 715 and encodes 196 amino acids. The transcript has 2 exons. The record is from RefSeq and is a predicted model, not a curated record.
AAUAAGAAGAAACUCACACCGUGUAAACAAUAAUAACGAAAACACGGCUGUGCGGUUUAGUUCAAUUUUAAUUACAUUUUGUACUUGCUGCUCAGAAGCUCCUCCAAGUUAGAUAAAAGUCAUCAUGUCUUCACCAUCGGAGGACAAAAUAGCGUCACACAAAACGUGUUACGAUGAUAAAAGCCCGCCCCUCUAUCCCAGCACAGAUCGGUUCCAUCCUCUAGGAUACAGCACACCCCAGCAGCGAGGUAGAAACUCUUCUGCUCACGCCAGGAAUUAUUAUUCCGCCCAGCCCAAGCACAUGCUUCCACGGACGAAAGGAUCCGACGGCCGAUAUCGGCACGGACAAGAUAAUGUGCAAAAUCAGGACCGAUCGAGAUAUUCGGGCCCAGAUCGUUGCGAUAACGCCGAGCAAAGAGACACAAACUUUGGUUCCGGGAAGCGCCUGGGCUUUGGUCACAAUUGGAGAGGACACAACAACAGAAAUCAACGGUAUGGAGGAAAUCGAUCUCAGCACAACUAUCGGCAAAACCACCAUGCUAAAUCAGAAUCAUACAGCAUCCGGGAAUACUAUCACCCUUCUAUGCUGGAGGACCCUUGGGAGUUUUUGCUACGGAAAAGCACUGCAAGUUCAGAUUAUACCUUGAAGAACGAUAAAUCAGACAGGGACGACGAUAACGAGGACAGAUCGAGUAAUAGUAACGGAGGGAAUUGAUCUGCUACCAUGUAGCUAGAAGAAUAACAUAAAGUUUUUUUUAUUCGUAAUUUAAAAAUACGAAUCACAAAAUCAUACAAUAUGGGAGAAAAUCAAGCAUAUAAAUGGGACAGCAGAUCGAUCGAGAUGGUAAAUAACCCACGUUGAGCUGCAAAUGAAAAAGUCAGUCUGUGUAGCCAUUAACCUUCGGUCUGGUUUGUGUAUGUUCAAUAAACAAUGGAACAAAUAUCAUUUUGUUCAAAUGACCAAGCAAAGAAUAAA